CACUUCCAGGAGGUCUGAAGGAAAACUGUUCACCGGACGAAACGAUCAUUCCCAUUACAGAGCUGAACACAAAGACAAUGGUCUUUCUUUCCCACUUAGAAAAACUUUAGCCAAACUUAACUACCGGGUAUAAAAGCGCAGUUGUAUUUUCUGGAGUGCUUUGUAGUGCAUGGAUAUAAUUUGAAGUUAGUAUAGAACCGAGAUAUUAUCUCUCCUGAUACUCCGAAGUCACUAUUCGGGACAUAUAAAACGUUUGCAGAGCGAUCUGGUAAAACGCUUUUCAAACGCCUCUUACAUCUACGAGAAUAUGAGCAUGAAAUUACAGUUUCUUUCUCCCCCUUUUUAAUCGCCUCUUCGGUCCUGCCUUCUAACUCUUUUUCCCGAAGGGAACGAACCAUUCUAAGGGCGGGAGGGGUAUCUGGCUUGCUUCUUCUGUUGGAAAACGAAGGUGGGGUACCCUAAUGGGCGGGACUGAUUGUUGCUUCGGUUAAGCUUGGGGGAGGAGAAGGAGGGGGCUGGAUCCUGUCCGGCUCGGAAGGAAAGACUCCGCUUAAGCAAGCGACGGGAAACGCGUUUCUGGAGUGGCUGGAGAGAGAAGGAUGCACAACAAGCUCGACGACGAAGAGUUCCGCACAUGUCUGCUGCCGGAUUGCUUAGAUUAGGUUUCCAAGCUUUCGGAUUAAAAUGGGACAGCCAGUGUUUGAAAACCGAAGUACUGCUGACUUGGUAUAACUGUUCCCUGCCGCUGGGAAUAAUGUGCUAAGCAAAAGAUUUGGCUGGGUCCCCUGGAACUGAGAAGAUUAGCACUUGCCUUGAGAGAGAUUCUAUGAAAACACAAUCAAGCAAUUUUAUUUCACCCAGGUGCCAGAAUUUAUCUGUUUUCAUCUAAUUUGGCUGUAAUAAUCCCUCUUUUGGCGAAUAGCAACAUGAUGUCAAAUAGAAAUAAUCUUGCUUACCACAGUCUUGGAACAGAUUCCAACAAGAUGUUGGAAGAAUAUGGCCAUAUGCAAAACCAGGUGGAAUUACAAAAUACCAGUUUAGGAAAAGAGGUAGUUGUGAAUUCUCUUGAAACUGAUCUUCAGCAUAUAAUGGACAAACUCAGCCAAAAAAAAUACUCAUCCAGUCUGAAAUUAAAAACAAAUGAAGACUAUUCUGGUUCUUAUUUAACUCUCUCCCAGCCUCUGGCACCUAAACUGAGUCCUGCAUCCAGUGUUAAAAGUAUGCCAUCUGUUUCCAAAAUUCAGGGAAUCAAACCUUUGGCUUGUGAGAACUCUUAUCUUUCGGACAAAAAUGCUUCUCUAAAGCAUAUGGGCCCCAUUUCAGGCACAUUCUCAUCGUUAAGUGGGUGCAGCCUUGGAAAGAAAGACUUUGAUAUUUAUGCUACCAGGGAAAAUGAAAAACAGUUUGGACCUCUGAGUAGAUUUCCCUAUUCAAAGUUCAGUCAGAAGAAUAAAUCUCAUGAUAGUGUCUAUUUCCCAGGAGCACUGGACGGGUGGAAAAACUCUGGAUCUCUUCUUACAAUGUGGAAUGGGAAUUCAGGAAAUGAUAUCAUUAUUUCACCAUUCGGCAGCUCUGGAGCUGCCAGUAUGCCCUCUAGUCCAAAACAAAGCAGGAAAAUGAAUAUAAAUGACAUGAUGUCCGUUCAGGCUAGGUCAGCUAAACAAAAGGAUUCAGCAAUGGAAGCUCUGGGGCCCAGAACCAGAAAACAUCCGAGUGGUUCAUUGAGCCACAUGGGAGUUUAUAGUCGGUCAUUGCCCAGGCUUCAUAAAUCAACAGAAAGCCAACUCACACCACUGAGUUUACCACCAAGAAACUCUUUUGGGAAUUCCAAAAGAAAGAAGACUAUUGAAAAAGACUUUCUACCUCAGAAUAUACUGGAUCCUGACAAUUACCUUCAUUUUUCUUCUUGCACUUCAGGAAUAUUGCCAUAUUCAAACUUUGCACCUGAAGUGAAUUCCUAUGUAAAUUCAACUCUCAGUGUUCCUGCAAGCCCCCGGGUAGCUAGGAAAAUGCUUCUGGCAUCUACUUCCUCAUGUGCAUCUGAUGACUUUGAUAAAGUUGGAUUGUCAGGAACAAGCCCUAGUAAUUCAUUUAUUCCCUUUGAUGCUGAGAGAGGGUUUCCAGCAAGAAGAAGGAUUUCCAAUGGCUCCAUGGAGUUUGAUGAAACAGAUUUGGAAAGCCAUAGGCAGACUCCUUCCAUUCGAGAAAGAAAGAGCAGUAUUAGUUCUGUUUCUGGAAGAGAAGACCUAAUGGACUACCACAGGAGGCAAAGAGAAGAAAGGCUGAAAGAACAGGAAAUGGAGAGACUGGAGCGUCAGAGGCUAGAGACCAUUCUUAAUCUGUGUGCAGAAUAUUCCAAGCCUGACAAUGAACCUGCCACAAUCACUACUGUAGCUGAUGUUCAGAAAAUUAAUAAAGAACUUGAAAAACUCCAGUUGUCUGAUGAAGAUUCUGUCUUUGAAGAUUCUCAGAUAAUAGUAGACUCAAGAUUCAGAGAUCAUUUGCAGAUUCCAGCUGAAGAUUCUGAUUUCUCUGAAUUCAGUGAUCUUGGACAAAAUUCUAUGGGUUUCUUUUCCUCAAGAGGAAUCAGAACGAAUAAGCAUUUAAAUGGCAACAGGACGAGUUCACCUUUAUCUUCUGCUUUCCUGAAGGAUGUCACUGAAUCUCCCUAUCUAAGCAUUAUGUCAAAGUCACCAGAAUGUAUAAGCAAUGAACAAGUAACAUCAGAAUUUAAUCAAAUGGAAGAACAGCGCAUUAUAAUACUAAAUAACCUGGAAGAACUUGAACAAAAGAUCAAAGACUUAAAUGAUCAGAUGGAUGAAUCCUCCAGAGAGACGGAUAUGGAAUGUGCCCUGUUGGAAGCAGAGCAGAAAUCUGAAACAGCUGAACUGCUCAAGGAGAAGGAAAUAGUAGAUCAUUUGAACAGGAAGAUAGCAGAGUUGGAGAGAAAUGUCAUUGGUGAAAAGGCCAAGGAAAAAAUAAAGCUUGAUGCUGAGAGGGAAAAACUAGAAAAGCUUCAGGAGCUUUACUCCGAGCAGAAGACUCAGCUUGAUAAUUGCCCCGAGUCCAUGAGGGAACAAUUACAGCAGCAGCUUAACAGGGAUGCAGACUUGUUGGAGGUAGAAAGCAAACAUUUUGAAGAUUUGGAAUUUCAGCAGCUUGAAAAUGAAAGCAGAUUAGAUGAAGAAAAGGAGAAUUUAACCCAACAGCUUCUGCGUGAAGUUGCUGAAUAUCAACGUAACAUUGUCAGUAGAAAGGAAAAGGUUUCUGCUCUCAAAAAACAAGCAAAUCACAUUGUACAACAAGCACAAAGAGAACAAGAUCAUUUUGUGAAAGAAAAAAACAAUUUAGUAAUGAUGUUGCAGAGGGAGAAAGAAAAUCUUUGCAAUCUAGAAAAGAAGUAUUCCUCACUAUCAGGAGGUAAAGGAUUUCCUCUGAGUCCCAGCAGUCUAAAAGAGGAUUUUGUGAAUGUAAAUGACAUUAGUGACCCGCAUGGCAAUUCCACGAAUAUCUCCCCUUCCACUCAGCCCCCCUCUGCUGCUGCUGCUGCUCCCACUGAACUUUCCACAGCUGGCCUGAUAAGCCAGUCACAAAAUAAAGAGCUAAGAUCACCUUUCUGUUAUGGAUCUGUGAUUCCUCACUCUCUCUCUCCUCGCCCUCUUGCACAACUCUCAUCAGCCGACUGGCCUGAGGUCAGGGCUGCCAAUGUAGAGUCUUUUCCUUUACCUGAUACACCACCACCUCUACCAGCUAAGAAACACCGAAGGGAACCCCAGCAUUUCCGAAAUUUGGAAGAGAGAAAGAAGCAGCAUAAAGAAGGCAUGUACAUGAGUGAUACUUUGCCCCGCAAGAAGACAGCUCCUCCCAUAUCACCUCAUUUCAAUAGUUCUACUCUUGGACGAAGUGUUAAGGGUCACCUGCCACUUGGACAAAGCAGUAGUUGUGGCAAUAUAAUUCCUCAUUGUUCAGGAUCUAUGACCAAGGAUUUGGAGUCAAGGAGAACACGUAAAGGUAAAAGCAAAAAAGGUUAUAACCAUCAGCAUCUCCAUGAAGAUCAAAGCCAGAAGUCUCCUGAAUUCUAUAGCAGAACUGCCUCAGAAUCAAAUAUGUAUCUGAAUACCUUUCAUUAUCCUAAUUCUAACCUGAAAGACCACACCUUUGACACCCUUAGUUUAGAUAGCUCGGACAGCAUGGAGACAAGUAUAUCUGCCUGUUCCCCAGAUAAUAUUUCCAGUGCCAGCACUGCAAAUGUGGCAAGAAUAGAAGAGAUGGAAAGACUUUUAAAACAAGCUCAUGCUGAGAAGACACGAUUACUUGAAUCCAGGGAACGAGAAAUGGAAGCCAAAAAAAAGGCACUAGAAGAAGAAAAGUGUCGCAGAGAACAGUUAGAAAAAAGGUUACAAGAAGAAACUAGUCAGCGACAAAAACUAAUUGAAAAAGAAGUUAAGAUACGUGAAAAACAGAGAAGCCAGUCUCGUCCCCUGACCCGUUAUUUGCCAGUCAGAAAGGAGGAUUUUGAUCUGCGUGGCCACAUAGAGGCAGCUGGCCAUAAUGUAGAGACUUGUUACCAUGUCUCACUCACUGAGAAGACUUGCCGAGGCUUUCUUGUUAAGAUGGGAGGGAAAAUUAAAACAUGGAAAAAACGAUGGUUUGUGUUUGAUAGAAACAAGAGAACAUUUUCUUAUUAUGCAGACAAACAUGAAACUAAAUUAAAAGGAGUAAUUUAUUUCCAAGCCAUUGAAGAAGUAUAUUACGAUCAUUUAAAGAAUGCUUGCAAGAGUCCUAAUCCAUUGCUUACCUUCAGCGUUAAAACUCAUGACAGAAUAUAUUACAUGGUGGCCCCAUCACCAGAAGCUAUGCGAAUAUGGAUGGAUGUAAUAGUUACAGGAGCAGAAGGUUACACACACUUCAUGUUGUAGUUAAAUGUAGUGCAAAGUUUCAACAAUAGGGCAUAAUGCAAUAAUAGCUGUGUUUGUGAGGGUGGAAAGCCAUAUAUGGUCAUAUUUGACAAGUCACAUGUAUAAAAUUCUAUCAGUAGACCUAAUCUUAUAUUUCAAAAGGAAAUACAUCAUAUGUAAGGGAGCAUGAAAUUAGGUUCAUUUGUUUUUGAUAUAAUAGACAAAAAAAACCCUCUACUUAAAAGAUAAAUAACCCUCCAAAAAUGAAUAACUGGAUAGCCAUAAGCCAAUUUCUGUGGCAUUUUUUUUUACAAAUUCUACCAUGCAGAACUUUCCUUAUGGAAUAAAUGUCAUUACGUUACCAGUGUUGCUAUAGUAUUUUGUAUUAAGAAGUGAAAACAAAAGAUAUGAUGCUUCAAUAUUUAAUGUACAGGGUAUAUGAACAAUUUUAUGUUCUUUUCCUUAUAAGUAUUUUAUAGCAAAUUUAAACUACUGUUUGCGGUGUUUUUAUCUUAAAACACAACCAAAGAUUUAUACAGUGUGUUGAGAUUUAAUUUUAUGUAAUAGAACAGUUUUAAAAUUCUUUUUUAUAUGCUAGUGUUUUAAAAUCUUUCUAUCUGUAUCUUCGAAAUGCUGGUUGUUAGCUUGAAUGUUAACAAAAAUGAUAUCUUUAGAUAUUUUAGCUUUCUUUUUAGAAGAUAGAAUCAGAUAAAAAACUAUAGUGAGCAAUCAUGUCUUCAUUUCUACUGAGGCUGUUGCUUAUUUUCUUAGCAAAUUACAACCUCUUCACAAGAGUUCACCAGUUACAGUUUAGUAGAAUUAAGAACCAUAAUUUAAAAAAUCAUAACCUUGUAAGGACUUCCCCAAAUAACAUGAUUUUUGUGCAUAAAAUUACAAGUCUUUGGAAAUUAUAUUCACAACUUUUCCAUAUAAAAUAAAUAUUUUAAUGUAGUUGAAUAUUUUCCCAGUCUAAGUUGGCUUCUAAAUUAAUGUGAAGAAUUUCUUAAAGACAUAGUGUACUUAAGAUCAGUCAUGAAGAAAAGUCUUCAGUUUUUUUCUGAAUUAUUUUUCCAUCUUUUUGGCACAGAGACAUAUUUUGCAGCUAGUUUGAUAGGUGUCUGAAUAGAAGCCAUGAAAACUUAUUUUGCAUCAUAAACAAAAUAGCAACAAUUCCAUUACACAUUCAUUUUAGCGCUAUGCUUCAGAUUUCAUAUUCUAGAUCACUCUUUAUGGUGUUAACAUAGAAAAAUGGUUUCACAAAUGUACUGAGGAAACUAUCACAGCAUUUCACUUGCAGUGAAUCCUUCUUUCUGUUUCUUACGGGGUCUGAAGAAAUGAUAUGGGGACCACAAUUCAAUAACAGAGUAAAUGCAUUAUGCAGAUACUUCCAGGAUCAGGAUCAGGCACCUCUGAUCAAAAAAUUAUUUAGUACUGAUCAUAAGAAAGAUAAUCGAUAAGAUCUCUUUGAAAUCUUACCAAACUGCUCUCAGAGGGGAUAAUACUGGGCUAAAUCACUAAGUUUAAAAACUUUUAUGCAUUCAAGGGAUCACCAUGUUAGGUUCUUAAGAUUAUAUAUUCCUUAAAGAUCAUUUUCAUUUAAAAUAAUUUUAUGUUCUUUAAAUGCUGUAUUCAGAUGAAGUUUGGAUUUUGAAUCAUGUUUGUAUUUGAUGUUGCCUUUUAAUAUUUUGAUCAUAUACUUGCCAUAUUUUCAGUGAACUAAACUAAAAAUCUUAAACCUCCUUAAGGAAAUUAUAAAUAAGCCACUUUCAGAAAUAGUUAUUGAAAUAUACUGAAUUUAUUAUAGUGUGUGAUGCCAAGUAGCAUGAUUACACUAGUUCAGAGAUGCUACAUUUUUUCAGAUGCAUUUACAUGAAAAAUCACAUAGAAAUGAGCAUUUAAAUUGUUGAAUCAGGGCUUAAAGUUGUUUUUCUUUUAAUUCAAUGCAAAUAAAUAAAUAAAGAAGUAUUAAACUUUAAUUGUAUAUACACUGUGUAAAAAUAUGUUAUUUAACUUACUGGUAUUUACUUGUGUUUUUGUUCUCCAGAGAAAAAGGCAUUAAGUUUAAUUCAAAUUUAGUCUUAUUAAAAGAAGCCAAUUGAAAUCCAUCAAAUUAAGUUUGUAUCAAUAGCAAGGUGAAUUGCUUCCAGAAUUUUGUUCUACUCACAAUUCAUCUAGAUCUAUUAAAAAAACCAAAAAGAAAAACAACUUAUUUUGUGUCUUCUGAAGGAAAAGGAGCUUGAAAAUUUUGUUUCACCAAUGUUAAAAGAUAAAUUCCAGAAAUUAAUGCCACUGUUUCUACUGAUAUUUUAAUUUUACUUCUAUAUAAAUUUUACAGGUUUUCUAUUUUUUUUUUGUAUCUUGCAUGUUGUAAUGGCAACAUUUAAAUAAAUGUUAAAAACAU
Molecule: messenger RNA, 7299 nt
Organism: Crotalus tigris (Tiger rattlesnake)
Lineage: Eukaryota; Metazoa; Chordata; Lepidosauria; Squamata; Viperidae
Gene: PHLDB2
Product: pleckstrin homology like domain family B member 2
Exons: 22
Coding region: 927-4919 (1330 amino acids)
Biological process (GO): regulation of microtubule cytoskeleton organization
Cellular component (GO): basal cortex
Source: RefSeq, a predicted model, not a curated record